This is a messenger RNA of Eremothecium cymbalariae DBVPG#7215, 2571 nucleotides long. RefSeq names its product Ste13p (gene STE13). Gene Ontology annotation, biological process: proteolysis. The coding region runs from base 1 to 2571 and encodes 856 amino acids. NCBI's taxonomy places the organism in Eukaryota, Fungi, Ascomycota, Saccharomycetes, Saccharomycetales, Saccharomycetaceae. The record is from RefSeq and is a predicted model, not a curated record. Gene Ontology annotation, molecular function: dipeptidyl-peptidase activity; serine-type peptidase activity. The transcript has a single exon.
AUGGGAUCUUGGAUGGUAAAAUUACAAGAAGAAGAGGAUUUUGAGUUGCAUUCGGUAGAGGUAGUAAAUGGAUCGCUUGAUAAUGGUGAUCCUGAGGCGCAGCUGCUGUCAUCAUCUUCUAUCAGAUCUGAUAAAUUUGAUAAGUUUAAAUCGUUAUUAUUUUCUGAAAGCAUUUCUGUCAGUAUAUGGCGUUGGGUUCUAAUGAUAAUAGGUGGCGCACUGAUAUGGUUUGGGUUGCUAGCUUGGUUUGAAGUGCAUCGAUCUAGUUUGGUUGCUGCUAGUCCUCGGGAUCGAUCGUUCUCUAUAGAAAAUGUAUUCAAUAGAGAAUUCACAUACCAGGACGAAACAUUCCGGUUCCUGGUCCCCCCUGCUGUUCUGAAUUUGGAGUAUGAUUCUGACGAAGGGAGGUAUCUGGGGGUGAGUUCUGAGUCUGGGGAUAUGGAGUUUGUGAUUAAAAAGUUGUCCAACACCACUUACUCAAAGACUCUGGCAAGUAUGCAUUUUGACUACAAACAACACUCAUAUGAAAUUACAACGAUAGAGGUUAGUUAUGAAUCCGAUCGGAUAAUAUUCGGCACAGAUCUUGUUGAUGAGUUUAGAUACUCAUCUAGAGGCCACUAUUGGAUCAAGGAGGUUGACUCUGGUAAGGUUUAUCCAAUUUCACCUGAUCCAGGAAACACUGAUCUGGUAAAAGUUUCUUACUGCGAUUUCUCUCCAAAUUACAAUUACGCAUAUUUUGUACAUGAGAAUGAUUUAUAUGUGCAAAACUUAUACCAACCAGACUCUGUGAGACGCAUUACUUCCGAUGGAGCACACGAUAUUUACAACGGGAAACCCGAUUGGGUUUACGAGGAAGAAGUUCUCGCUUCGCAUAAGGCAGUGUGGUGGUCGCCUAGUGAAUCGGUGCUUGUAUUUGCCAAAUUCAAUGACUCUACUGUGGCCAAUUAUACAAUGUUGAAAUUCAUUAGUGAUGAACAUUAUCCUAAUAUUGAACAAAUUCAUUACCCUAACCCUGGGCAAUCAAAUCCGUUAGUAUCUAUGAUAUUAUACAAUCUAGCUGAUAAUUCCUCUUUUGAAAUCAAUGUUGAAGAGGAUGGUCCGUUUAUUCUAUAUGAUGCUUUGUGGUUGACAGAUGAUUUAUUUAUGUUUAAAGUUACAGAUAGGGAAUCGCGGAUCAUGCGUGUAAAGAUAUAUGACUUGCAUACAGGGAGUUGCAAGACUGUUCGAACAAUCGACUCUAACUCUUAUGGUGGCUGGAUAGAAAAGGUGAAAAAGAUAUUUUUAAUACCACCAAAUAAAAAUCAAGGAAGAGAAAGUUUAGGUUACGUUGAUACGGUCGUUGAUCCGGAAGGUUUCCCCCACAUAUUCUUUUUCGAUUCCCCAUACUCUGAACAAGGUGUUCAAUUAACAAGAGGUGAUUGGGAAGUAACCUCUGGACCAAUUGCAUUUGAUUAUGAUAAUGCAACUGUUUAUUUCAUGGCAAAUAAGAUGCAUUCAAUGUCACAACAGCUAUAUGCUGUCUCCUUAAAUCUUCCAAAUGAUGACAAUAUCCAUUCUGUGCAAAACGGCGUUCAAGCAUUUGAUUAUUUUGAGUUUAUCUUUAGUGGUAGUACCAGGUUUAGUAUCAUGCAAUAUUUGGGCCCUAACAUUCCGGUGACAAAAGUUGGACCCAUCAAGGCAUUGCUCGAAGGGGACGAUCUGAAUACUGAUGUCUCCCAAAUUACGCAUAAUCAGGAACUAUCUGAUGCAUUAGGUAAAUAUGAUCUGCCGAAAUCAUCAUACAAACUGUUUACUACUUCAGACAACGUUUCAAUCAGUUAUAUUGAAACUAGGCCAGCUCGUAUGGAUCCUAAUAGGAAAUAUCCAUUGCUAGUGACUGUAUAUGGGGGUCCUGGCUCACGAACAUUUACGACCGAGUUUAGAGUGCUUUUGGAACAAAGUAUUGUUUCAGGUUUAGAUGCCAUCGUAUUACAAAUAGAACCUCGAGGCACUGGUGGUAAAGGUUGGGAAUUCAAGAGCUGGCUAAAAGAUAAAAUUGGAUUCUGGGAACCGCGUGAUAUUACAGAGAUCACUAAGACUUAUAUUUCGGAAAACUAUGGACAUAUUGACCCUGAACGGGUUGCUAUUUGGGGUUGGUCAUAUGGGGGAUUUACAACUUUGAAGACUUUGGAACAUGAUGGAGGAGAGACUUUCAAGUACGGAAUUGCUGUGGCGCCCGUCACCAACUGGAGUUCAUACGAUUCUAUAUACACUGAAAGAUACCUGAGGUCCCCAUCCACCAACCUGGACGGCUACUCAAAACAUGCAGCUGUUGUGGAUUUAGAACCAUUUUUAAGAGUGAAACGGUUCAUGCUCGCCCAUGGUACAGCUGAUGACAACGUUCAUGUUGUAAACACGUAUAAGUUUCUAGAUCGUUUGAAUUUGGGUAACAUAAGAAAUUAUGACAUCCAUGUAUUCCCUGAUUCUAACCAUUCCAUUAUGUUUCAUAAUGCAGCAAACACCAUCUAUAAGACAAUUUAUUACUGGCUGGACAAUGCCUUUAAUGGAAAAUUUGAUCAUCUCUCCAAUUAG